GCACUUCACGCUUUUGCAAUUGGCCCUAUCCGGACACCAUACUAAUCUAACAAGAAAGUAAUUUACAAUAUACUGGUUCAGGUUCUCGUUUUCAAAAAACCUUUCGGAAAUAUAUAAGUAGUGAAGAACCCCGCAGAAGGAGGUGUGUGGAAAUGCAGGAUUUUGAUUGGUUGUGAUAUCUGUUAGGUUUCGUCCGAGUUACGACCCUUGUUGUUUACAUUAUUUAACGGAGUAUGGCGGCACUUCUACGAACAGCACUGUAUCGAAAUGUUUUAACUGUACGGAUUCCAGAGACAAAGUAUGUCCACGGACACUUCAGCCAGUUCGGAAGAACCAAAUUCACCUCAGCCCAGAGUCUGAAUGAUGAAUCUGUGACGGUCGAUGAUGACAGUGCAGUGAAACAUGUCCCCGCGGACUCGCAGCUGCCCGCUCUCGAUUUGUCAUUCAACAGCUCCAAAGAAGCAUACAGGAGCAAAUCAACGGCUGAAAUAGCAAGGGCACUGUUUGUAUUCAACAUGUGUUCGAUACCCUUUCUUGUCAACCAUAACAAAACGGUUUUAAAAUGGAGCAGACGAUUGCUUGGAAAGCGGUUAUUUUGUCAGAUUAUGAAAGCUUCGUUUUAUGGUCAGUUUGUGGCCGGAGAGGACCAGGUAGCCAUCCGUCCAUUGGUUAAUAAUAAUCGCAAGUAUGGUGUCAAGUCAAUCCUGGACUACAGUGUGGAGGAGGAUAUUUCAUCCAAAGAUGCCAAGGAAGCAGAAAUGAAGAGCUGUGUUCCCCCUGAUUUUGAGCCGCUUCGUGCAGAGGAAGCCAGUGACACAUCCCCAGAUGUUCAGCGGUUUGUGCCCCACGAGGAGUUUGGUGACAGACGUGAGGGGGUUUUCAGUGCUAGGACCUACUUCUAUGAAGAUGAGACCAAAUGCGAUGAAAACUUAAAGACUUUCAAGGAGUGCAUUGAUGCUGUGGCAGGUGCAGUAACCGAUGGCACAGGAUUUAUAGCUAUAAAGAUGACAGCUCUAGGCAGACCACAAUUUCUAUUACAACUCUCAGACGUGAUUACAUCGUGGAGGAACUUUUUUGAGAAAUUUGCCGGUGACAAGACUAAGUUUUCUGAGGAGGACUUUAAGACGACCUUGAAGGAUAUCGGCGUCCAGGUAACCCGUGACGACAGGAAGCGGUGGUUUGCUCUGCUGGACGUUACAUGUGAUGGAGAGAUUGACCUCUUGGAUUGGGACAAUUUACUGGACAUAAAUACACAGAUGGGGAAGCACUUGGUGAUUCCCAAUGUCAAGGGUAGUUUAUCGAAAACGAACACUGGGGAAAUCCAGCCAUUAGUUGUCUCCCUUCAGAAGGAAGAGGAAGAGCAGCUUAAUCAGAUGUUGCUGAGAUUAAACGAAAUAGCACAGUAUGCCAUUAAAAAGGAUGUUCGCGUAAUGGUAGAUGCUGAGCAGACAUAUUUUCAGCCAGCCAUUAGUCGAUUAACGAUUGAGAUGAUGAGAAAAUUCAACAAAGAGAAGGCUGUCAUAUUUAAUACAUACCAGUGUUAUCUAAAGAAAGCUUAUGCCUCUGUGAAGCUGGAUUUGGAUCUGUCAAAACGUGAAGAUUUCUAUUUUGGUGCAAAAAUUGUAAGGGGGGCCUAUAUGGAACAAGAAAGGGAGCGGGCAGUGACUAUUGGCUACGAGGAUCCGAUCCAGCCCACGUUCGGCGCCACAUCACUCAGCUACCACAGUGUAAUGGAGGAAAUCAUGAAUCAAAUUAACCAGAGAUCGAGAGGGAAAAUAGCCGUGAUGGUGGCAAGUCACAACGAGGACACAGUCAAAUUUACGGUGGAAAAGAUGAAGGAAAAUAAUAUAGGACCACAUGACAGACUGAUUUGUUUUGGUCAACUCCUGGGCAUGUGUGACCACAUCAGCUUUCCUCUAGGUCAGGCAGAGUACUCAGUGUAUAAAUACGUUCCAUACGGCCCGGUGGAGGAGGUCCUUCCGUAUCUCUCCAGGAGGGCCAUGGAAAACCGUGGAGUCCUGAAGAAGGUCAAAAAAGAGAAAAGACUGCUCUGGAAGGAGUUACUACGGCGAGUGAAGAAUGGAGAACUGCGUUAUAACCCGACCAAAGCUUCCGCCUGAAGUUAUCAGUCAAAGGGAACACAACCUAGAGUCCAUCACUGUCAGUUUACAUCUAAAAAUUCACCAACAGUUGUGCUAGAUUAAGAGAAACAUUACAUGAAUCUUUAAUGGCAUAGAAAGCAUCGAGAUUUAGAUCUGUAAUGGCUGUACCUAUUUAUUUAUUUCUUCCAUCCUCAUUCCUUCCAUUCUACGAGCUGAGAAUCGUUGAUACUGUAUAUGUCAUGGGUCAAGGUCAACAUACAACUCAACACAACAGGUGUCAACACUAGGGGCCGAGGGUGAAGCUCGGUAUGUCUCUCAGAGUUUGAGAUUGUUAUAUACAUAUCGACCGAGGACAAUGAAUUUUAUAGGCAUGUUCAAGGCUGACAUUAAUUGACAAAUACGUCUUCAUACCGGUAAUUGUGUAUUGGCAGUGUAGUGAAGAUUGUUAUGUUUCACAAGUGUAGGAAAUGUGUGAUGGAAAUGUAAAGACAUCACAUCCAAAAACCUUCAAACUAACCUUAUUUAAAGGCAAAAAUUGUGACAUUUGUUAUUACAUUGUGUUAGAGGAGAAUGACUUGAAAUCUUCCCCGUACAUUUGUUAUUAGUCAGGAGAAUGACUUGAAAUCUUCCCCGUACAUUUGUUAUUAGUCAGGAGAAUGACUUGAAAUCUUCCCCGUACAUUUGUUAUUACACAGGAGAAUGACUUGAAAUCUUUCCGGUAUAAUCUACUGUCUUAUGAAAUUUUACUGGUAAUACUUUCUGAUUUUCAGCGAGUUUGUGGGUCAUUCUAAUGUAUAAUUGCGAGUGUCAAACUGGUAUAGUCAGUCAUCGUGGACUGAAUUCAAGUUACAUUUGCUACACUAUCCUGUCAAAGAAUUAUUUUUGUGACAGGCUUUUGUAUAAUUUUGUUAAUUAUUAUAUCUUUUUGUUGACAUUGUUAUAAAACAGAUAGAUUCUGUGUUGUUUGGUCUGCUUAGCAGACACCCAUUCCAUGCAUCUGUUUAUUCUUAGCAAGCUGUUAGACAAUCUAUUGAUAGAUAGUCUUUUUUCACAAUACAGUCUACUCCACUUAUAUUGAAUAUAUCUGUUAAGUUGAACUAUCUGUUGUAUUGAAGUGAAAAUAAAUCCCCAGUAAAAUUACUGAUAUAGUUCAACAUUUGUUAUAUUGAAUUGGAUAUAAUGAACAAUGCCGGUCAGUCCCCUGAAUUUCAAUAUAUCCGGAGUAGACUGUAAUGUACAAUUCAGGUUGGUCCCCUGAAUUUCAGUAUACCUGGAAUUGACUGCAUUAGGAAUAUGGAAAUGGUUAGAACUGUUUUUGUGUUCGAUUUUAUUUUUUUAAAUGCUGCUUUUUUUCUUGUUCUGCACACGAUAGGAAUACCGGUUGGUUUUUAAUUAAAGUGGACCUUUGAAUAUCUUUAUGCCCCUGUAAUCUGAGAUUCGGGAACAUAUAGUGUUUGGCCUGUCUGUCUGUCUGUUUGCAAAACCUUUAACUUGGGCUGUAACUUUUGAAUGAUUGGUGAUAGUGCUUUCAUAUUUUGCAUAUGUAUUCCUUGUGACAAGACCUUUCUUUUGGUACUAAAAUUUUGACCUCAUGUCCUUAACCUUGGAGUUUAUAGCCAUAGAGGCAUCAGCGUUUCACAAUCACAUCUUGUUUUAAUUUAUAUUACAUUCAGUUCUGUCAUUUUUAUGAGGAUGAGAUUUUCUUCUGCUAUAGACACAGGAAAUUAUAUCGCUUGGGUUCAAGUCUACUAUACGCUUUCAUAGUAAAUUCGAACCCAAGGGAUAUAAAUGCCUGUGGCUCUGGGCGCCUUGCACGAUUUAGAUCAGUUAAUUGAACGGAAAACAGGUAAUUGUUCUAGAUAGCAUUUUGAUCUAGGGUGCUUCACCAGACUCAAUGUUGAUCAAAGUGAAUUGUAGAAUGAUUUGCAUAUUGUUCAUGAAAAGUGGGGGGAAAAAAUUCAGACAAAAUUAUACUUUUUAAGUACUGUGCUCUAGAUAAUAUGAAAACCAGCACUACAUAUUAAUGAAGUAUAAUUACCAGCCUUUAAUGACAGAAUCCAGAACAACCUUAUCUUACUUAAUCUACAUUGACCUUGGUUAAUCCAAAUUAACUUUGUAGUUGUUCAGUUGAUUUGUUCAUUCAUUAAUUUGCUGUGUACAUGGUCUGUGAACUGUUUAUUAUUUUUGUUUAUAUAUAUUUUUUUUAGGUUUGUUUAUAUUGGUUUUUAUUGUUCAAAUUUUAUUUUACAUUCAUUAUUUUUAGCAUCACGUUCUCACUGAUGUGUUCCAGGGGACAGUGUACCAGAAUCUCAUCUACAUGCGUUCUUAUUUAAUAAUCGUACAAUAGUGAUAUAAUGCUCAUUAUUGAAUUGUUUUGUUAUUAAACAAUGAAGGUUCUAA
Molecule: messenger RNA, 4502 nt
Organism: Ostrea edulis (European flat oyster)
Lineage: Eukaryota; Metazoa; Mollusca; Bivalvia; Ostreida; Ostreidae
Product: proline dehydrogenase 1, mitochondrial-like
Exons: 14
Coding region: 234-2120 (628 amino acids)
Cellular component (GO): mitochondrion
Molecular function (GO): proline dehydrogenase activity; FAD binding
Source: RefSeq, a predicted model, not a curated record